Schizosaccharomyces cryophilus OY26 is the source of this 942-nucleotide messenger RNA. Its product is annotated as FHA domain-containing protein Far10. NCBI's taxonomy places the organism in Eukaryota, Fungi, Ascomycota, Schizosaccharomycetes, Schizosaccharomycetales, Schizosaccharomycetaceae. Bases 1 to 942 code for a protein of 313 amino acids. Gene Ontology annotation, molecular function: protein binding. The record is from RefSeq and is a predicted model, not a curated record. The transcript has a single exon. Gene Ontology annotation, cellular component: cytoplasm.
AUGUCUGCCGUAAUUACACUGACUCCAUUGAACGAUUCUUUUCAAACGAAAAAACUAGUGCUCUCACCAUCUGUUACUUACAAAGUAGGAAGACAUACGAAUAAAUCGACCGCUCCAGCAUCAUCCAACCUAUACUUUAAUUCCAAGGUGCUUAGCCGACAACACGCAGAAAUAUGGCUGGAAAAAGACACCCUUGUGGUUUACGUUCGAGAUGUAAAGUCUUCCAAUGGAACUUUUGUUAAUGGAAAUCGACUGUCUUCUGAAAACAAAGCUUCUGCACCUUGCAAAUUGAACUCAGGAGACGUUUUGGAUUUUGGUGUCGAUAUCUACAAUGAAGAAGAAAUCAUUCAUAAAAAAGUAUCUGCACAAAUUCGAAUACUAACACGUGGAGUUCCUGCUUCAAUGGGCCCUGGUCGACCUCUAGAGACAGAAGUCAUGUUGGACUCGAUCAUGCGUCAAAUGGCAAUUCAGUACCAGAGAUGUGUAGAAUUGAAUGAAAAUUUAGAAAGUUUAGAGCAUGGUGUCCGAGGUAUGUCAACGACUGCUGGUUUCAUCAAUAAUUCUAUUUAUUUAGACAGAAAGUCUUCUCUUCGAACCUCUGAUAGCAUCAAGUCUGGCGAGUCUUCAUCUGUCACUCGUGGAUCCUUAUCCACAUCGUCACCAGAUCAAGAUUUACUUUCUCCUUCUUCUUUUGAAGAUCCAAACAAGUCCACUAGUACUUCUUCUCCUCUUCCAUUGUCCCAUAAGCAUACUACAGAUGCUGCCAUCAGGGAAGCUCAAUUGGCCAAAGCGAAUUUAGAGUCUUGGAAAGCGCGUGCUUUUACAGCUGAAGCAAAGCUUUCUACGAAACGAGGCUUCUGGUACAAUAAUCGAGCUUUCUUCCUUUCCCCCUUCUUCAUCGCUGUUGCAGGAGUUAUCGUAUACCUAGGGUGCUGGAGGUAG